Apus apus (common swift) is the source of this 8812-nucleotide messenger RNA. It is a transcript of the gene ST8SIA5, whose product is annotated as ST8 alpha-N-acetyl-neuraminide alpha-2,8-sialyltransferase 5. Lineage: Eukaryota; Metazoa; Chordata; Aves; Apodiformes; Apodidae. Gene Ontology annotation, biological process: oligosaccharide metabolic process; N-glycan processing. The coding region runs from base 887 to 2125 and encodes 412 amino acids. The record is from RefSeq and is a predicted model, not a curated record. The transcript is spliced from 8 exons. Gene Ontology annotation, molecular function: alpha-N-acetylneuraminate alpha-2,8-sialyltransferase activity.
CAAUAAAUCAGCAUGCAGGAGCUGAGAGCUCUGCCCUUGAAGAGAUGCACAGUGACCUUGCUUCUGCUUACUCUGGCCGAGUAACCAGGGGGUGGGGGGGAAACGUAGGAUCCCAGAUAGUGAGUGGUGCCUGACUACGGGCACUGCAUUCUGCAUGCAAAUCCUACAGUGUGGAGCACGGGGAACGGCCGGCAGGCUGCUGCACAGAAUGCAGCUCUCCUGACCAGAUUGCUGCUGUUGUUUGGUUUGCUUUUUUGUUUUGGUUUGGUUUUUUUUUGGUGGUGGCUUUUUGUGGUGUUUUUUCUUUUAUUUUGCAGGGGACUGAAAGAAAUCCUAAUGAUCCUUACACGCUCGUUCAGUAAUAGCACACCCCAGUCACGUCUCCUUGCAAGCACAUUUUGUUGGAAUCACUGAGCAGAAGCAAAGAGGAGCUGACGAGUAUGUGUUUCCAACGCGCGUCGCCGGAGUCCUGUGUUUGCCAUUGGCUGCAGUUUUCUGGUGUAUUUGCAGCUUCCCCCAUCUGGAAUACGAAAAUGGGAUUGAAGUAGAUAAUUGCUAGCAGUGGGUUUUCAAGAGAGGCUGAGAGGCAGCAGAAUGCCUCCUGCACAGCACAGGCUGCCUGCGCUGAGAGAGCUCUGAGAGAUGAUUUUAGAUGUUACCCACGGCUGAAUCUCCUGGAAACUUUACCGUGGAAGCGAGACGUUGCGCACAAUCCUGGAGCUAGCACCCAAAAGGGGCAAGGAAGGGGCAGCAGGGCCAAACAAUGGGAUACCAUCUCUUUGGAUUGCUCCCAGAAAAGCCAGCAAACGUUCCCCUCUGCUUCCCAGCAAAAAAGCAACAAUGAACUGAAUUUUACCCAGGAGAGCUUCAGUAGCUUUUAGUAAGGAUGGGAUACACUGACCCUUCGUCGAGCAGAGAUUUGCUGGGAAACAGAACUUUGUUCUUCAUAUUCAUCUGCGCCUUUGCUGUGGUCACCUUGCUGCAGCAGAUCCUCUAUGGGAGAAACUAUCUCAAAAGAGGGCUGCAGUUUAGCUGGCAGAAUCGAGAGGAAUUGGCAAAUUGGACCGGCACCUUUAAUUUCACGGAUGACGGAGCAGUGAAGAGUGGCAGUGACAGAGGCACCAGGUAUUUUGAGUUUUAUGAAGGGCCUUUGGAAUACAACUCUACCAAAUGCCUGGAAUUGCGGCAGGACAUCAUUGAGGUGAAGGUUUUGUCUAUGGUGAAACAAACAGAAUUGUUUGACAGAUGGAAGAGCCUACAGAUGUGCAAAUGGGAGAUGAAUGUCACAGAAGCUAAUUUAUUCAAAUCUACUUUGUCAAGGUGUUGCAAUGCUCCUGCCUUUCUCUUCACCACCCAGAAAAACACUCCUUUGGGUACUAAGCUGAAAUAUGAAGUGGAUACUAGUGGGAUCUUCCAUAUCAACCAAGAGAUCUUCAAGAUGUUCCCAAAGGAUAUGCCGUACCACCGCUCCCAGUUUAAGAAGUGUGCCGUGGUUGGGAAUGGAGGAAUCCUGAAGAACAGCAGAUGUGGCCGGGAGAUCGACAGCGCAGACUUCGUGUUCCGAUGCAAUUUGCCUCCUAUAUCUGAGAAAUACUUCACGGAUGUUGGGGUGAAGACGGAUGUUGUGACUGUCAAUCCCAGUAUAAUUACUGAGAGAUUCCAUAAGCUGGAGAAAUGGAGGAAACCCUUCUACAACGUCCUCCAGGUCUACGAGAACGCGUCCGUGCUGCUGCCAGCUUUCUACAACACCCGCAACACGGACGUUUCCAUCCGGGUCAAAUAUGUCCUGGAUGAUUUUGAAUCUCAGCAAGCUGUUUAUUACUUUCACCCCCAGUAUCUCAUCAACGUCUCCCGCUACUGGCUCGGCCUGGGGGUGCGGGCCAAGCGGAUUAGCACUGGGCUGAUCCUGGUGACUGCUGCCCUGGAGCUCUGUGAAGAGGUCCACCUUUUUGGCUUUUGGGCCUUCCCCAUGAACCCCUCAGGGAUUUUUAUAACUCACCACUACUACGACAAUGUGAAACCUCGCCCUGGUUUUCAUGCUAUGCCCUCAGAAAUUUUCAACUUCCUCCACAUGCACAGCAAGGGGAUCCUACGGGUUCAUACAGGGACCUGUAGCUGCUGUUGACAGGGGCACUUCUUCCUCUGACACAAAAGUGUGGCAGGAACUUGAUGCCUCUGUAUGGUGUGGGAAGUUUUAUUACACCCCGAGAUUAUGCAAUAAUUAUUUGAUAUCAGUUUCCUCAAGGCAUUGCAUCCCAUAGGAUCCCAGCAUUUUUCCUGCUAGCAGUUUGGGUCCGUAGUAGUGUAGGAGAAGCAAAACUCUUCUGUCCCAGGGUAUACACUGCCUUGGAAACCAAGUCAGAUUAGAGGCACAUUUCCAAUAGGUUUAGGGACAAACAGAGCACAUUAGUAUAGUUAUAAUUUCACUAUGAAGAAAAGCACCAAACUUUUGAGGAGAAUCAGUGAUGGAGAUUUUUAGCAUAGACUUUACAUCCGUCGCUGAAUCAAGUACCUUGAGGCAUUGCCUGAUUUUAUUGAAAGCACUGUUCUCAUGCAUUUGGGGUUUUGAAAAUACUCUCUAGCAUUAUACUUUUAAGGGGAAGUAUGUAAGUUGAGUUCUUUGUUCUGUGUAAGUCACAAAGUAUUGGUGAAAAACAGCAGACUGAUGUGAUAGGAAUAAAGAAGGUGACUUAGUGAAAUUUUUCAGCCAGGAUAGAAGCACCCAUUCAGAGCAACAGCUAACUGUGUUGAUCAUAUUGUGCAAUUAUUUUAGAGUUUCUUUCUUCUUCCUUCUUGUGUUUUAUAUUUCUGAUCCCCUCUGCUGAUUAUGUUUUUUUCCUCAUUGUCUGUAAGGCUUUCCCACUAGCUAAUACCUGAGCAAUGUGUGUGCUUUCUCCUGCAGUGACCAUCUCAGCUUCAGAUUGGAGUUGUUACUGAAGAAACAUGUUCCUUCACACUUCUGCAAGUUAUUCUUGGGCUGAAUGGCAAGGGGACUACCAUAGUUAUAUUUUCUGACUUGAUUUUUUUGGUUCAAAUACCACAGCAUAAGAUAGAAAAAAACAUUUGAUCAUUUAUUUUUAUUAAAGACUUGGUAAGAGUAUCUGAAUGUUGGUUCACAGUUGUGCAGGCUGAGUUAAAUGCUUUCAGGUAUCUGUGAUAAGUACUGGUAGGAAAUGAAGUUAAAUUACAGUGAAGAUACUUUAUUACUUGGAUUAUUGUGCUUAUUUUAAAAUUAUAUAUCUCAAGAUGUGAAGUGUCUUAACAUGGCAUUUUCAUGUGUAGAGAAUGUUGUUAGGAGAGUAAAAGGGCUGGUGUAUUCUUUGAAAUGUUACCAAUGUAAUUCUGUCAGUUAGUCCAAGCUUAAUUUUUCCCCUGAUACAGUUAAACUGGCAAAAUCCUGAUGUAGGAAAGAUGCCACAUGUGGCUGGAGCUUAUUUUGGCUGCUGAUUUGUGGUUCGGUAGGCUGGUGAUAUAUGCCCUUUCAGACUGGUAAGUCUGUGCACACAGGAGGGUCAGGUUUGCUGUAUCAGUUCUGCUGGCAUAGUUAAAAAUGAAGAGUUUACUUACAUACCUUCUUAGUCUGAAGCACUUGGGCUGUUGUUGUCCAGUGCCUUGUCUUGUCGUACUUAAAUUACAAGAUCUUUGAUCCAGGAUUUGGUGUGUAAAGUGCUAGUUCUGUAUGAGGGAUGCUUUUCUUUUGGGAGGGAGGGGAUUUAAAUCCAAAUCUCAAGUUGGACUUUGGUUCUGUAAUGCAUGAAUGCACAAAGCUUCUUUUAAAAGCUUCUUAGUGAUGCUCAGAGCUGUGGAAGUUGCUCACACAACUGAUAAAAUGUCCAAGAAAGACAUGAAGCACGAUGGUCAAAAGUCCCUACUGACCAGCAAUGACCUGGACGGUGUGUGAAAGUGUUCUUUCCUUAACUUUACACUAGACUCCAGAGGUCUUUUGACUUUAAAAGCAACCAAUAUCCUUGAUAAAGAUGUCAGAGCUCAGCUGGGAAAUACCAGCCAGGGGUAGGUGAAGGACCUGUGCUUAAGCUUUAUGUGUUUGUGAGUUAGAUUGUGUGUUAGUGAGCACCACCUCAUAUCAGCUAGCUGCAACAUAUGCAGCACACCAAGAAUGAUCUUGUAGAUGAGAUGUUUUCCUUGAUUUAAUAUGCAAAAGAGAUCUUUGUCUUUGCUGUGUUUUGUAAAUUUCUGUGUUAAGGGCUUUGAUAAUGAAGUGCUGUAAUGAAAGUGCUAUUUAGAGAGCAAUGUAACCCCGUGGGUUGGCCAUCUUGCUGUGCAUUAAGCUUUAGGAUAACAGGAAUGACACUGAAGCUGGUACCUAGAGACCUUACUCUUUGUUAUGCCUGAGUAUGGGACUAGUAGUGACUUCAGUAUUGCUUUGCUGCUGCUUUUCUAAGGUCACCUUCUUUAACAGGGGAUUUUUCUUUCCUGUGGUGAUAGAAGCAAACAAAAGCAUCUGGUGGUGGUAGGUGACAGGUUGGACUUGCUGAUCUCAGAGGUCUUUUCCAGCCUCAAUAAUUCUGUGAUUCUGUGUUGCAAAAGAUACUUCUGAAAAAGAUGGGAAAGCACUUGAGAAGCAUCCAUAUGUUGGAAAGAAAUGGUGCAAAAACCCUCUUUGUAAUUAUGAAAAAUCCUUUCGGACAUUUUUGGACACAGAAAAGGAUGAGUAAAACUGUAAUUACAGUUAACAAAUUACAGAGUCACAGACAUUUCCUUUCCUUUGUUUGCUUCAUAUAAAUAAGUGAUGUAAAUUCACCUAGAAUACACUGUAAUAAGUGCAGAUUUACUGUGUUUAGAUUUUGAUCAGUUAUAAAUAUAUAGCUACUAUAUUUUUUUAAUGAGUUAAAAAUGUGUCUGCAGGAUACUUGCACGUAUGCACCAAAGGCCCAAUCUUGCCACAUUUGUCUGAAAAGAGCUCCCAUUUAACUGGAUGGGUGUUUUAUUCCUGUAGGGAUUGUAGAAACUGGCUCAGAUGUGUCUGUGCAGGUGGACAUGGUGUAUAGUUAGAUAUGAGAAGUGAUCUGCAAGCCAGAAAGAUACUUCAAUAUAUAUAAAACAGUCCUUGAGAAGACAUACAUGUUGCAAUGUGUUUACUUUCUGGUUAAUUUUUCAGGUUGUGCUCAAAUAAUGAUUGAGAAACUACAGCAUUUGUCAGAAAUGCCACAUGCAGGAGCUUUCAGAGAUUUUUUUUGGCCUCCCUACCUUGCACAGGGUGCUGGAAAAUCAGAUUCCUGCCCCUGUGGGGCUGAGUGGAAAGGCUGUGGUGGCAGCUUGCUGGAGCAGGAUCAGGGGAUGGAUCCAACCUGCUGCCCUGUUCUCCAUGGGUAGCAAAUAAAUACUGCCCAGGAGAUUUUAGCUGUGCAAGGUCACUCCCUGUGCUGUGUCACUGUGGGGUGAGUGAGCCAGCAUUGACCAGCCUGAGCUUCUGCCAUCCUGCUUACAUGGACAAAGAGAAGGGCUGUUGCAGAAAGGACUCCUUGUUUUCUGCUAUCAUUCUUUUGUAUACUGAGCAUAAGAAAAUACUCUUUUUGGCAUUAAGAAUUUGUUUAAGGUUGAGGCAGUUUUGUUUCCUCUUCUCCUAUGCGGUCAAAGCUCCAAGUGUCCAACCUGAACCUUCUCUGAGCAGUGGGAUACUUGAGUGAUAAGAAGUGGCUGCCAGGAAGCCUGGCGUGUGUGCUGCACAGUGCUAUGGCAAGUAAAAGGAGUGCACAGCAUGUCGUGCUUCCUCCGAAAAGGCUGCAGGGCCCUCAGAAAUCCCCUGGUACAAAAGUCUGAACUAGCCAAGAGGAAAUGCUGUCAGCUGUCUGGUCCCUGAGCUCAAGCUGCAAUCCCAGCUCUGUUGCUGAGGUUAUGAAAUCUGCAGCAGGGAGAGAGAAAAUUAUAAUAUUAAGGUUUAAUCCCCAACUCCAUAUUAUUUCAGAAUCUUUCAAGAAGUCCCUGGGAUCUGCAUACACUGGCAAUGCAAAUUGAGUCUGAAAAAUGUGACUAAGACUGCUUCUCCUUUCUUGUCAGGAGGAAGCUUAGGAAUCUGCCAGUACUUUCAUCAAAGGGAAGGAAGUAUUUAGUGGAAAUAGUUUAGCUGCUUGCUUUUGAUUUAUGAAAUCCAGCUUUGCUGUUGGACAGAAUGGAUUAAAUGGUGAUAGGGCCAUUAUAAUAUUUUAGCAUAUUUCCUGUGCUUGCAACAGGGUUGUGAAAGCCAGCUCGUGACUUGCAAAGGGAGAGCUGUGCUGUGGCAGCUCCUCCUGCUGCCAUCUUGGCAAGGAGAAGCACCACAAUGAGUAGAUUCAUGAUGGAAAGGGAAUAUGGGAGAGUGCAGCCACAGCUCUGGUUUGGGGACUUCGGUGCUGUGCAGUAACGUGACAGUGAUGAUAGAUUCACAGCUUGCAAAGGCCACAAGUAUCUCCCCUUCUCCCUGAAAAAAGCUGUCCCCACGCAGCCUCAACUGAUGGUAAAUUAAAGGUGGUGUUGACUCAGGAUGGUGAGAUGUAGCAGAUGGAAGGAAAUAAACUCUAAGAAUGGUCUGUUCUGUGGGGGCUUGGUCAGUCAGCGGAAAUGUUGCUCAGACCUUCAAGGCAAAACCAGCGGUGGUGACACAGCUGCGUGGGCAGCCUGUCCUUGCUUGGCUUUACAUGGCAGGAAGGAGCAGUCCCUGGCUAGUGUGUGAGGGAAGCUGGCAUGGAUGAAACAGUGAGAUGUGGAGUGAGAGGGAAUCUGUCCAUUUUAAUCUUCUGAGUCCUGGUGGGUUCUCAGCAAAGCUCUGGUUGUGAAAAGCAGAAGCUUGGGCAGUGAAAUCAGAGAGCCCUGAAAUCGUCCUUUCCCCCAUCUUGCUUGUAUCCGAGUGUGCAGAGAACUUUGGAGCUUUUACACGUAUAUGAAGAAGGGAACAUAUCAAAAGUCAGCAGUCCCAAAGGGCCAGAUUCCCUGGGAAACUCGGGAGAGAGCUGAGGUUUUAGGAAUAAAGGAGUCAAUAUUUAUGCUUAGGGCCUUUUCCAAAACCCAGUGAAGUCAGUGGGAAAUUCAGAGCAAGCCUCCAGAAAUGGGCUCUGAGCAGCCUCUUCUUUCUUACUCACUUGAUUUCAGAUAAUUUUUAAAGAUAUUGUAGACAUGGUGCAGUAGCAAUGUUAUGUCUUUAACGGUGUGUGUAAAGGACAAACUUAUCUGGAAGCAGAAAUGUUGUGACUGCCACCCUCCCUUCAGAUUUCAGCACUUUUCAUCUUUCCAAACUCAUCUAUGCAAAGCGUUUCAUCGUGGUUGUGUAAAUCUCCACAUCAAGUCACAAAUGAACCCUCUGUACCCAACUGCACGUGUGCGAAUCACAGGCCUCAAGAAAAGAGGAUUUCUUUAAUUUAUUAAUUUUUUUCCUGCUUGCUUUAAAAUAGCAGUGUAGAAUUCAUCAGUGAUAUGAAUGUGUUCAAGGCAGGAUUCAGCCCAUUCCCUUUGAAGCCAGCACAACAUUUGCCUUUGGCUUCAACAGAAAAAAAAAACCAACAACACAACAUCGGGUCCAAUGCUUGUAAGUUAAGGGGAUAACCUGCAUCUCCCAAAAACCCCUCCCAGAAUAUUGUCAUUUUAUGCCUUACUAUCAUCCUGCCUAGUGUGGGUGAGGCUGCUGGGCAACCCUGUGUUUUCUGCAUGGUGUUAAAAAUCACGAAGCAAUUGUACUUAAGCGCUUUUUAAGAUAAACUUGAGGCGAAUCCAAACGUACACUGAGCAUUAGAGUGAGAGAGGUUGUGUCCCAGCACCUCCAGGGCUCCCCAAAAGCCCUGAUCAUCUGAGAAACAUCACAAAUGUGGGACUGGACCAGAGUGGAAAGCUUGAAGACAAAUCUGCCUCAGCGCUUCAAGGACUGAAAGCUGUAAAUAUGUUACCAAUGUGUCUGACUUUCCCUUUAGAAGCCAUAAAUGUUCUUGGUGUUUGAUCUUCUGGGUAAGUUGAUGUACGUUUUUAACUGUACUAAUCACUGUAAAAUGUGUUAGCAUGUGAAAAUGGUGACAAAUUAAGCCAGCCAGCAAAGUCAGAUAUUGUGUUGGCUAGUUCCUGAAGUGUCUGUUCUACCUGAAACUCUCUGAUGGACCAAGGUGCUGAAGUAUCUCCAAUGCUCCAUAUGGCUUGUGAAGACUCCAGUUGUUACCUGUUUUAGCAGUGGUGAGCAAGCAGAAUUUAGUUAACCCCUGUGUGUUGGCCAAGUGAUACACAUUGUCAUGUGGCACUAGAGCCUGUCCCUUUACAGAUGAGCAAAGCUGCCUGUACCUGCUCCAUCUGGGUCCAGACAUGGUGAGCUUUGCUUCCUUUCUGGGUGCCCUUUAUUGUCAACACUGAGGUCCCUGCUCCAACCUCUGCAUUCAGCCUGUGUAAAUGGGACUGAACAGCUGCUGCCUGUUGAAUAUGCCCCCAGUUUUCACUUAGUGGAAAACAAAGGCUUAGUUUGGAAAUACUGGAUUGAAACUGUGUGUCUUCACGCUAGGGGAGCUUGGGCUAUUACACAAAUAAAGCUUGUUUCAUGCUUGUUAUUUCUGUAAGGUGGUGAUGGUGGGGUGGAGAACUCCAAGCAGAGUCAUGGUAGUUUCAUGCUGAUGUUAAACCUUCGUGUCCAUUGACUCACCGUUCUUUUUUUCAACCUUAACACCCUGUGAUUUUUGCUUAUUAUUUCUGUAGCUGUAUUAUGGUUGUAAUAGAAAGCCUAUCAAUUGAUGUAAGCCAUAACUAAAACAGUAAUCAGGGUAUUUUUUUGGUCUGUGUCACUGUAUUUGAAAGAUUAUUUAAUUCUAUCGAAUAAACCACUUUAACAGUUUUAUGGGAAAGGCAA